This is a messenger RNA of Esox lucius (northern pike), 1225 nucleotides long. Its product is annotated as stress response protein NST1-like. The record is from RefSeq and is a predicted model, not a curated record. NCBI's taxonomy places the organism in Eukaryota, Metazoa, Chordata, Actinopteri, Esociformes, Esocidae. The coding region runs from base 206 to 1225 and encodes 339 amino acids. The transcript is spliced from 3 exons.
CUGGGACGCCCUUACACAUAUUUGAAACGUAGCCUACAGAACGUGUGAAAAGGUUAAAGAAACAAUCCGCUUAAUGUUGUUAUCUUCAGACUGACAACAUUUCUCCUGGGUUAUAGAACAACGAUGUAUAUGACAACAGUAUUCUUGUGCACUUGUAAGAAUCUUUGACAGUGACUGAAAACAAAGGUUAGACAGCACUGGCGCAAUGAAUACAUUCAUAAUGAGAAGUCAUUUGGACAGGGAGAAGGUGGAGAUCAUGUUUUUAAAGGAGAGAGUUUGGAUUGAGGAGCGAAUGCAUAAACUUCAGGCCCUUGUGAUGACAGAACUUGAUCGAAGGGUCUGUAGAUUUGAAAAGCAAUGGCUCAAGAACGAGACAAGACGGACUAAAACCGAACAGAGUAACAAACAAACUCAAACAGAGGGAGAUAUAUUCAAGGAUUAUGGGCGAGAGAAAGAGAGGAGAAUUCCUGUGAGUCAGGAAAGAAUCUUUGAAAGAAAGAGUGAUUUUCCUCUGAUAAAGAGGAAUCUAGAGACAAAGAGUAAGAACAUGGAUAUUGGACCAAGAUUGACAAAGCAGGAAUUGCGUGAGUGGGAGAGAGAGAUGGAAGAAUACAUUAAAAUGAUUCAAAUGAAAAGAAAGAUGGGAAUAGACCUGAAAGGUGUUCUGGAAACGGACAAGGAAAAUCUGAAGGAGAAAAGUGAUAGGAUUCAAAUGGAGAUGCCAAGAAAUGUGUUAAGUGACAUUGAAGAUCAGAAAGGGGAGACAAAAGUCAUGGAUGAAGGGAUAGGAUGGAGUGCAAUGGAAAAGGAUGAGGUACGAUUUUUGAGAAAAGAGAAGGUUCAGACUGAAGUGGAGAGAGAGAAGAGGAGAAAUGAACAGAACAUCAGAGAAGACAUCCUUGAAGAGGGACAGAGAGAGAUGGAGGCAGAGAGGAGGAGAAUUGAGAAUGAACAGAGAAAGAGAGAAAGGUGCCUUGGAGAAAGUCAAGAAUUAAUGGAAGCAGACAUGAGGAAAAUGGAUACGGACCAUAGAAAGAGAGAAGAGAGCCUUAAAGAGAGGCAGAGUGAGAUGGAGGCAGACCGGAUGCAAAUGGAGAGUGAACAGAAAAGCAGACAAGACAGGCUUGAAAAGAGGCAGAGAGACAUGGAGGCAGAGAGAACGAAAAUGGAGAGUGAUCUGAGAAAGAGAGAAGAGAUGCUUCAAGAAAGUGGGCCGGGCAACUGA